Messenger RNA from Nicrophorus vespilloides, 5381 nucleotides. RefSeq lists its product as uncharacterized. The transcript has 15 exons. Bases 251 to 5263 code for a protein of 1670 amino acids. Gene Ontology annotation, cellular component: cytoplasm; mRNA cleavage factor complex. Gene Ontology annotation, molecular function: RNA polymerase II complex binding; mRNA binding. The record is from RefSeq and is a predicted model, not a curated record. Gene Ontology annotation, biological process: termination of RNA polymerase II transcription. Lineage: Eukaryota; Metazoa; Arthropoda; Insecta; Coleoptera; Silphidae.
GUAGAAAUCUCUACCGAAUAAGUUGUUUGAAGUGACGGAUCGCCAUUUUGCUUUGUUUAGUGUGGUUUAGUUUGUGAACAAUAUCAAAUCAAUAACACACAGUGAUCGUUAUUCGGGUUGGUGAUACAUUUGUGCUUUCGGUGUUAAAGUGUAGUGCAUUUGCAACAGUAGAAUCGCUGUUGAAAUGGAGCUAUGAACACACAUCUGUAAGUCAGUUUAGAAGACAUUUCUGUGACUGUCUUUCAAGGAUAUGGCACCGAGCAAGGAGAUCAAGGAUGGGUACACAUCCACUUUGCAGGAUUUAAACUGUAACAGUAAGCCACUAAUCAGUGUGCUGACUAUGCUGGCGGAGGAGAAUGUGGCCCAUGCUAAAGUUAUUGUUGAAGCAAUUGAAGAACAUCUGGCUAAGGUUCGUACUGAGGUGAAAUUGCCUGUUCUGUAUCUUAUCGAUUGUAUAAUCAAGAACGUUGGAGGACCCUACACACCUGCAUUCUGCAAUAACAUUGUGCAACUGUUCUGCAGUGUAUUUCAACAAGUCGACGAGAAGACGCGAACAGAAAUGUACAAGUUGAGGCAAACUUGGAACGACGUACUUCCAAAAAGUAAAUUGUAUGCAUUAGAUGUUCAGACAAAGCAAGUGGAUCCUGCUUGGCCAAUCACAGCUCCUCCACCAAACAUACACUUUAAUCCAAAAUUUUUUAAACCCAAUGCAACUAAAGAAGCGCCGAAACCGGCUAUUAACAACAUCGUGUCAACUGCCACCGAUCCUACAACGUUGGAAAUGCAACAAAAGAUAUUAAGCAAACAGAAGCAGUUGUUGGAAUUACAACAAAAGAAAUUAGAAUUAGAACUGCUACAGACACAAGUUAAAAUGAAAGAGGAACAAUUGAAAAAAUCGACAAUAGUAGGUGAAGAUAUUGCACCUGCUACUGCCAAGAAUUUAUUGUUAAAGCCAGAAGUAGCGAAACAAUUGGAAGAAGAGCCGGCAAUAGAAGUAAAGAAUAAUGCUAUAAUAAAUAGUAAUACAAAUAUUGGAGUACCAAAAACGUCAGGUGGCUCUUUGAUAGGAGGUUCGCGACCAAAUCGAGAUCCUCGUUUACUUCGUCAACAGGUGCCUGGCCCAACAACGAUUGGGCUGCAAAAUACUGUAAAUACUAUUGUGCAAUUAGAGAAUAAAUCUAAUACCACAAACAGUCUAGAUAAUAAAAUUGUUAGUAAUAAAAUGAGCAACAGAGUUGAAAGAACCGAUGCUCGUUUUGUAAAUAAUAAAGAUGAAGCCCCCCAAAAAGCUGCUAAAACUCUGUCCCGUAUCCCAUUAAAGUCUAAGCGUUCCACUUCUCCCAAAUCAAAAUCCUCUCGUAGUUCUAAAUCGUCAUCUUCUGGCUCUGGCUCCACAAGUUCUCUAGACUCGCCCACAAAAAAAACUUCGUUGGUUCGCUCCUCAUCAAAGUCGCCGACUAUAAAAUACAAGAAAGGCCAAUCUCGUACUGACAAGAAAGGAAAGAUUAUCAGCAAAGCUGAAAAAAUAUCGCCGAAUAAAGAUUCAAAUGGUGGAACAUUUAAAGAUAUUAAGGGUUUGAAGAAUCGCAAUUACAUGAGACGUAAUCGCAUCAGCCCCGAUCUAGAUGAGAUGCGAGAUGUAGAUUUGAGGAUGAACGGACCUCCAGAGAAGCAGUCACGAUUACACGAUGAAAUCAUUGAGAAAUCAAAUGAUGAACAAAAUGUGGAUAUUGAUUUGAGACAAAUUCCAGCAAGUAAAAAACGAACGUCGAUGGAUGCGCCAGAACCGCCAACUCUCAAGAAGAACAAAACGGAGAUGUUCGACGUAUUAUUUGGAAAUGAAGAUGUUGACUUGAGGCAAUUCCCUGUUAGCAGCAAAUCAACGAAGAGCACGGAAAGACCGCCGACACCACCUCCGCCAAUCAUCUCCAGUUCCUCGCCGAAACAGGAUAGUGCCGGAAACGAGAGUUCACCGAAGUGCGAUUUAGCUACUAAACCAGCAUUAGAAUUGGUUAGAGCUAAAUUGGCAAACGCUACUAAUAUUGAUAAAUUCAACAAGUCCAGGUUUAAUUUACAUGCAGAACAGAAGAAGCAACAAGAUAAUAAAGAAAAGCUGGUAUUGGAUGAAUCAUUGAAUAAAAUAAUAAUUUCGCAAGCUGAUGAAGAAUGUAUUAUGACUGGAAAUAUGACAAAAGCGCAAGAAAGUGCUUUGAUGAAUAAAAUCAUAGCUCAAAUUGAAAAUCAAAAGUUAAAGGAAGCCAAACGGAAAGACAAUGAAAAUAAUGAUGGAACUUUACCUCCAUCCCAAAAUAAUAACACUACGAGCGACGAAGAAAUGGACGUUGAAAAUACUGAAUUUGUCGAGCAAAGAAAUGUCAAUAAACACCAGCCUGUGCAUUCAGGGGAAGAGUUCCGCAAUCAAGAAGGUAGAAAUAGACGAGGAAUGGGCUCUGGACUUGGAGGACCUUGGCGAGGUAAUAGGCGCGGAUUCCCUGGACCAAGAGGACCUAUUCGAGUACCAAGACCUGGAAUCGAACCAUGGAUUCGGCCUUUAAAUCCUAACCCGCAAUGGCGACAACCAUUCCAUGGAAAUAUAUUCGAUGAGGAGAAAAUGAUGCCAGUUUCUGAUUUAAUAGACCAAAGAAGUCAAUCUCCCUCAACGUUGGAUAUGGUUGUUAAUUGUGCCAAUCAAGACAAUACCAAGAGUAUUAAUAUUGAUGGUGAACCUAGAGAUAUUAUCUUUUACGACGAAACCGCAAUUGCUUUUAUGACGUGGGAAGAUCCAUACGAAAUCUCAUUUCAAGCUGGUACACGUCGUGUAACAUUUGAUGAUAAUAUGACUUACACAUUAUCGUUUAAUGAAAAAUAUCAAGAAGUGAAUAUUGGCGAAUCUACUUAUAAAGUUCGUUUGGGUGCACCGACUCGUGAGAUUUACAUUGACGGCAAUGGCUACGAAUGCUUUUUUGGUGGUCCCGGUGUGACAAUUGAUUUAAAUGGUAAACUGACUGUAGUGAAAAUUGAAGGACCACCACCACAAGUUAAAAUAGGCACAGUCCGUAGAACUGAUUUGGUAGCAGGGAAAAUAAACCUUAUCAUCGAUGCCAAAACCAUCGUUCCCAUUUAUUUAGAUUCACGCACACAAAAAUUUAAUAUAGACAAUAUGAUGCAUACAUUGAAGUUUACGGAUGCAUUAAAAACUGUGUUAAUCAACGAUGUUGCGUUUAAAGUUGAGUUUGGAGGCUUACCUAAGCCCAUUACCGUCAAUGAAAAGAAGCAUUUUGUGCGGUUUUCCAAGCUGCCGAAAGGCCUUAGACCAGGACAUGUUUUCAUUAAGGAUAUGGAAGGUUGUAAGCCAAUACUUAGUGAUAAUGAAAAUAGCCAGGAUAGUAAUGAUGUUAUAGCAGACACAGUUACAAAACUAUUGCCGAUCGUUACAUCAACUAAAAAGAAAUCACGUUUUAGUGAUGACUCACCAGAUAGAACUUCUAGUUCUCCAAAUACUGUUAUUAGCAAUCUACUUCAACAACCUACAUUUAGUAAUAUAGAUUCAUUAUUAUCAAAUGCAUUUGCUGCUUCAACAUCAGUAACAUCAUCAAAUCAAACUACUUAUCAGACGGAUGCAACUGAGAUGGCAGUUCAAGAACCAGAUGUUAAGCUUCCAGCAGAAUCGGCACCAUCCGUUACACUGCCACCGUCGUUGAAUAUAAAUGAUUUAUUCCUAAAGCUAGUUAGUGCUGGCAUUGUGACGUCUAACAAUUUACCAAAUGACACACAAUCCGGACAAACUGUUUCUCAACAAUCAGAAAUUGCUGUAGAAAAACAAGAACCCAAACCUAAGAAAGAAUAUGUGGCCCCAAUAAUCAAACCUAUUGAUUUUGGAAAACCAAACACUUUAAAAAUCAAACAGCCAGCAGUCAUAUACUCGUUAUAUUCUGGAAUGCAGUGUAGCAGCUGUGGUAUGCGUUUUCCUCCAGAAAAUAGUGUUCUCUAUAGUCAACAUUUGGACUGGCACUUUAGGCAGAAUAGAAAAGGGAAGAAAAGUAUACGCAAAGCCACUAGCAGAAGGUGGUACUACGCUAUUUCCGACUGGAAUAAUUACGAAGAAAUUGAGGAUUUAGAAGAACGAGAAAAAUGCUAUUUUGAAAACCAAGAACAAGGAGAUGGUGCAAAUGACGAAGGCGAAGAAGAAAUUGAAAUACCGAGCGUUCCCGCAGAUUCCAAUAUUCCUGAAGCUCAUUGUGAAGUUUGUCAAGAGAAGUUUGAACAAUUUUACAAUGAAGAGAAAGAAGAGUGGCAUCUACGAAUGGCAAUCAGGAUUGAUGAACAAACAUAUCACCCCCUUUGUUAUGAAGACUAUCAGGCAUCAUUAGUUGAAACGACGUUUGACGAAACGUUGAAUGCAACUGUCCCUGAGGUAAAGGAACCAGAAAUAUUAGGAAUUAGCAAAUCGAAAACUUCUAUACCAGGAUUGGAGGUGGGUUUGGACGAGACGAAGGAUGAGGAUGUGCAAGAAAUUUUAAUAGAUGAUUGUGAGAUUAGCGUUAUAAGUGUACAUACACCAAAAAGUGAUGGGGAUGAUCAAGAGAUGACUGAAGCAGAAACAACUGAAAAUGCUAUCGAAAAUCCUGAAAGUAUGAUUACUGAUGACAAUGAAGAAAGGACAGAAAAUGAUGAGGACGAUGAUGUGAUAAUACACGAAGUGCAACCAGAACGUAUCAUUUUAGAUGAAUACGAAUUCAAAGACAGCCAAUUAGAUGAUAGCUGUUUGAUUCCUGGUGUGACUGUGAAACAAGAACCAGUAGAUGACGGUUUUAUGGACGUGGAGAAUUUUAAAUUGGGAGAAAUUAAAAUUAAAAAGGAGCCAGUAACACCAGACGAAUCAUUUGAAGAUAUUGGCCACAUAACUGAAGUCGUUGAAGUCGAUGAUUUGGAGCGACCUGAUACACGGCCAGCGGAUUUAAUAGCAGCAAUUGAUGGUAAUGUUGAUAUAAAUACGGGGAUGGUUGCGCCAAGUUGCGGUAUAAGUGGUAAAAUAAAAAUUAAUAUCUCGAAACCAUUACCUGUAAUUGCCCCAAAAGAAAAUAAAGAUAUAUCUGUUGAUGUUGAUAAUAAUAUAGAACCCAUUGAUCCUACCCAACCUUUACCACCGGGUGAAGAGCCUGUGCAAUUGCAUCUGAAGCCCGCACUACAAGGUAUCGAGUUGAAAAAAAUGCCAAUGGUAAAAAAAGGUUCGGAAUUGACUGGCCUUUGCUCUAUUAUGUGAUCUGUUUUAUAUAAAAAAAAGUAUAUAUAUUGUAAAUAGUAAAAAAAAAAUGUAUAUAAGUAAUAUAUAUGAUCGAUUGAAGAUUCAAAACGCUGGCAGCAAUAUAAUUUCCACUUGC